Messenger RNA from Paramecium pentaurelia, 3082 nucleotides. NCBI's taxonomy places the organism in Eukaryota, Ciliophora, Oligohymenophorea, Peniculida, Parameciidae. The record is from the annotation of a GenBank genome assembly.
AUGCAGCCAAAUCAAUCAGAAAAUUUUAGAACUGAACAAGAUAAUUGUAACAUCUUUCAAUUUACCUUAUGAUAGGCAAUCAUACUUUAUAAGGAUAAUCUGGCAGACCUUUAUUGGAUAGUGGAUCAAGAAAAAAGGAAUAAACCAUUGCCAAAAUUAAAAAAGCUCUAUAAACUAAUAAAGAAUCCUUACGAACCUUGAGAGCUACAGAUUUAGUUUCAGAUAAUGCACAUUUGUAUAUAACUGAAAUUCAAUAUACAUUAAUAGAAAUCAUACAGGUUAAUCUCAAAUUAAAAUGUCACAUUAUGGUCCUUAAUAUACAGGCAAACCUCCUAAAAAUAAGAAAAACAAAGAUGAGAGUCCUUUUAUUUUAGAUUCAUAAUCAGUUGAAGAUAUUGAAGGAUUUAGUAAUUAAGCUUGGAAGAAUUACCCUCUAGAGAUUUUGAUGAUAAUUUUAAGAUUUAUUAGUUUUAUCACAAAAUCUAACUUUGCUACAAGUUUCAGACUUAUUAAUAGAAAUGUUUUUGACAUCAUUGGAGACAAGUCAGCCUAUUUUAGAUAUUAUUUAUUUAAUGAUUAUUUCAAAUAUGAAGUAUUGAUGUAAAUUAAUUUAAGAAACCAAGUCCGUAUGAAAAAAUGAAAUACUAAUUAAAUCAAUAAGUAUUUGUCCCUCUUAGAAAACUAAAGGUUUAUAAUUAUUUAAAUAAAAAUAAAUUAAUAUUGCGCCCUGAGUCAAUUAUAGCCAUAGCUUGGAAUAUAUACAUAUUAACUAUAUUAAAUAUGAAUGUACUAUAUGUAAGUGCAAGAGUAGCAUUUAAAUUUGAUACAAGCAAUUCAUUAGAUGAUAGUUUUCAAUAAUUUAGAUGGGUUUUAUUUGAUGUACUCCCAUCAUAUUCAUUUAUAUUGGAAAUAUUAAUAAAAUUUAAUACAUGUUAUUAUCAUAAAGGAACUGUUAUAGAAAAUAGAUAUCUAAUAGCUAAGAACUAUUUAAGAACAUGUAUAAUUAUAAUAUUAUUUUAGCAUUUUUUUUUGAUGUUUUUGUGAUUAUCCCUUUUUUCUUAAGUCUUAGAUUUUAAUUGGAUUAUUUAGAUUUAGUCCUUAUUUUAAAAGUCUUUUAGAUUACUAAAUUUAGUGGAAAUUUAUUUGAUAGACUUGAACUUACAUCAAGUUAAAUAGCUAUAUUUGAUUUAGUUAAGUUAGGUUAUACAAUUUUGGCAGUUGCUCAUUUUUGUGCAUGUUUAUGGUUUUUAGUUGGUACUACUGGAAGUGAUGAAAAUACUUGGGUUAUAAAAAAUGAUUUAUAACAUGAACCUUGGCAUGCAUAAUAUUUAACAUCAUUUUAUUUUAGUAUAGUGACAAUGACUACUAUUGGAUAUGGUGAUAUAACUCCAUAAAAUUUAAGAGAAAGAAUAUUUACUAUUGGAAUGACUGUUGCUGCUGUUGGUAUUUUUGGAUAUUCAAUUGGUAAUAUAAAUAAUAUUUAUGCUGAUUGGAGUAGAAAGACAUAUGAAUUUAGAUAAAAUAUGAAUGAUUUAAAGAAAUAUAUGAGAUUAAAGGGACUAGAUAAACAUUUAGCUGAAAAGAUAAGAAAGUAUUUUGAAUAUGUUUGGUGUGAUGCAGAAGAAGAAAAUGAUAGAGAAGCCUUUAGAUUUGCAGAAUAAAUACCAGUAUAAUUAUUUGAGGAGAUGAAGAUUGAUAUCAAUAUGAAAAUUGUUAAAAAGAUUAAAUUUUUGACUGAAAAUUUUAGUGAUAAUUUUUUAAUCUAAUUGUCCAAGAAUUUAAUUGAAGAAAAAUUUGCACCUGAAUAAAUUAUAUUUAAAGUAUAUAUAUAAAUCUAUAUAUAUUUUAGUAAGAUGAAGUAAGUGAUUUUUUAUAUAUACUUCAAAAAGGAGAAGUGUAAUUUUAUGUUACUUUAAAAAAUAAAUAAGAAUAAUAAAAAGUACUAGAAUCUUAUUCUGGAGAUUCUUAACCUUUUGGAGUUUUGGAGUUCUUUUAAAAAUAAAAUUAUUAAGUAUCUUGUAAAUCUACUUAAUUCACUUAUUUACUUAAAAUUCAUAGAAAUUAAUUUAUUGAAUUAUUACAAUAGAAUUCUAAAGAUUAUGUAUUAAUGUUUAUUAUACAAGUCUACAUUUUGUUAAAUGAGGGAUUAAGUUGCUUUUUCAAAUGCAUAAGCUAUUGUUGAUGUAUCAUGUCGUGCAUGCAAUAAAACAUCACAUGUAAUUAAAGAAUGUCCAUUGGUUUGUGGAUAUCCAAAUAGAUCAAAGGUGCUUUUGAAUUAUAGAAGAAAUGUUCCAUCAGAUAGAGUUCGAUAUAGACGUACUUUGAAUAGAAGAAUUGAUACUUUAUUAGAAUCUCAUGAUGUUAAAAACAGUAUUUUAUUGUUUAUAUGCAAAAAUAAAUUGAUUGAAGAACUAUAAUAUAAGACUGGUAUCAAUAUUAAAUUAUAAUUUGAAGAAGAAGAAGAAUAGAAUGAUUCAGAGGAAGAAAGUUGCAGUACUUUUAAAGUGGGCUAUAAAUAGACUAUCACACAAUAAAUUGAAUCAAAAAGACCAUUAUCCUUUUAGGGAUGUAAUGAUGCUUUACAAGAUGAAGAAUUAGUAAAUAUAACUAAUAUUAUUUAUAGUAAGAUAAAAUUAAGGAAAUUGUUAAAUAUUUCAAAAAAAAAUAACUUAGUUCUUCAUCCUAAGAAAUUAAAUAAGGAAUUAAAUUAGAAGGUGAUAAGACUAUGAAUUUUAAUUCAUUAAUGAAAGGUUCUGAAACUUCCAAUUUGUUAUUCCCAAAAUAAUAAUCAAGUUGUUCAGAUUAAAUCUAAUAGGAUUCAAAUAGAAGAGGAUCAAAAACAACUUAACCUAAAGCUAAAAAUUUAUUUGAUAUUGUUAUUCAAGGUUCAUUUAUAUCUCCUCAAAAUAAAAUAAUACCUUAUGAAUAAUAAGGAUAUGAAGAUGAUUUUGGAAAAAAAAGGGGAUAGUAUAUAGAGUUAUUCGAAGAUUUUGAAAGAUUUAAGAAUUUUGAUAAUUAUCUUUAACAUAACAAUCUGGCAUAAAUUAUAAGAAAAAGAGAGAGAAAAAUUAAAUUUAUAUGA